Anastrepha ludens (Mexican fruit fly) is the source of this 936-nucleotide messenger RNA. RefSeq lists its product as uncharacterized. The record is from RefSeq and is a predicted model, not a curated record. The transcript has a single exon. The coding region runs from base 1 to 936 and encodes 311 amino acids. NCBI's taxonomy places the organism in Eukaryota, Metazoa, Arthropoda, Insecta, Diptera, Tephritidae.
AUGCCGAAAGAGUGUAAAUCGUCUGAUGAGAAUCCUGGUGUGGCAGGUGAAAUCGCUUUCUACAAAAAGGAAGGCAAUGCGUUUCAACGCCAGCUAGAUAAUCUCAAUAGCUUCCUUACGAACGAGCAACUAAAAAACUUAGAUGAGGCCGAACUUUCUGCGCGACUUAAACAUGCUGAGCGUUUGCAGGCAAACUUCGAAAAUGCACGAUCAGCACUUAGGCGAUUGGACCGCAAGGAAUUCGAGUCUGAUGCUGACGAAAAUUUCUCCAAAGUGUAUAUUGAGGUAGAGGCAAAAAUUAAUCGUUGGCUGAAUACAAAACAUAAGUCAUCUGGCGCGCACUCUUCAACACUACGACAAUUCUCUUGGGACGACAUUACGCCGCAGCAGUUACAACGACGAUCCAGGCUACCUGAGCUCAAAAUUCCAGUUUUUAGUGGCUCCUAUCUCGACUGGCCAUCGUUUUUCAGCACGUUUACUUCAGCAAUAGACAAAGACGUGGAGAUGUCCAAAUUAGAAAAAAUGCAGUACUUGAUCACCAGUCUCAGUGAUGCAGCUUUAGACACUGUGCGCUCACUCGAGCCCAGUGAAGAGAAUUAUGACAAAGCUUUAGAUUUAUUAAAAGUACGUUUUGAUAAUAAAUUACUUCAUUUCCAGGCACACAUAAAGGCAAUUUUCGGGCUACAAGGUAUGGAAAUGGGCGCAUCAGAUGGGUUACGAAAAUUAAGCGAUCAAGUAAAUGCACAUCUUCGAGCGCUGCAAACUUUAGCAACUACUGAAGAGAUAUAUAAUGGUUUACUCAUACACCUCAUCACAAGCAAACUGGAUAGACAAACGCACGAAAAAUGGGAAGAGAAUUUAUCUGCAUACAAAUUACCUACAUGGAUUGACAUGUCAACGUUUUUGGAAAGAAGAUGCCGCAUGAUGGAGAAUUAG